AUGCGAAGAAAGUCCUCAAAAGCGGUAAAAAUACGAUUCGCGUGGCCUUUGAGUCGGCGCUCACCUACUCUAGCCGUCAGUCGCACUGGUUGUAUGGCUAAGGAAUAUCACGGCGAGUGUCACAACAAUAUGAUCCGCAAAAUGGCCUCAUCUUUCAGCUGGGAUUGGGGACCGGCGUUUCCCACUCAAGGCAUUUGGAAACCCAUCGGAAUUGAAGCGUACGAUAAGGCCAUCAUUAGAGACAUCACAGUCGAGACCACACGUGAUAAGGGGAACGCCUCCCAGUGGGCGCUCAACAUGGCUGUCCACAUAGAGUCCGAUUCCCUCCAGAAGUUUGACACCAAUCUGUCGGUCUAUUUGGACGAUCACGAGCUGAUUGCCGGUCGCGCCUACACUCUAACCCCUGCCACCGAUGGCAGCGCUCGCAUUAAACUCAUAAUACCGGUGACGGGUGUCGACAUCACGGCCUGGUAUCCCAACGGCGUGUCACAGAAUACGCAAAAGUUGUACGCAUUGAGAGCUAAGCUGGAGUUCCCGGACAGUAAAGAGGUGUCGGAGCAGACGCGACGGAUUGGGUUCCGCACUAUUGAAGUGAUUCAGACACCGGUGCAGCCGAAAGGGUUGACCUUUUAUUUCCAAGUGAAUGGACAGCCGUUUUUCGCGAAGGGAACCAAUUGGAUACCCGCCGACAACCUCCAGGAGCGCGUAUCCAAGGAGUACUUGCGAGAGCUGAUGGAGGCGGCCAGGGAUGCCAACAUGAAUAUGAUGCGAGUGUGGGGCGGAGGGGUGUAUGAGUCGGACUACCUCUACGAGUUGGCCGACGAGUACGGUGUCAUGAUAUGGCAGGACUUCAUGUUUGCCUGUUCUCUAUAC
Molecule: messenger RNA, 873 nt
Organism: Oppiella nova
Lineage: Eukaryota; Metazoa; Arthropoda; Arachnida; Sarcoptiformes; Oppiidae
Source: the annotation of a GenBank genome assembly